This is a messenger RNA of Gadus macrocephalus (Pacific cod), 3186 nucleotides long. It is a transcript of the gene vps51, whose product is annotated as VPS51 subunit of GARP complex. Lineage: Eukaryota; Metazoa; Chordata; Actinopteri; Gadiformes; Gadidae. Bases 337 to 2748 code for a protein of 803 amino acids. Gene Ontology annotation, biological process: retrograde transport, endosome to Golgi; Golgi vesicle transport; lysosomal transport. The transcript has 11 exons. Gene Ontology annotation, cellular component: EARP complex; membrane; GARP complex. The record is from RefSeq and is a predicted model, not a curated record.
CGCAAUCUGACGCAAAACCCGGAACUAGAAUACCCUCGGUGGGUUGGAAAAGAUGAACACGUCACACUGAUGAGAGGAUUAAUAUGACAAAAUGACCAUGAACACUUUAAAAAUCAACAUCAACACAUGCAACAGCUAGGAUACCUCCCGCUGGGGACAUAGAGAGCUUCAUCUCAGCUCUGUUCCGUCCUCAUCUCAGCUGUGAACCAGCUUCAUCUCAGCUGUGUUUCCCUGCAGAUCCCAGCCGACCCGAGUCCGACCCCCUGGUGACUGAGCCGACACCCUGGUGACUGAGCCGACCCGUGUCCGAACCCCUGGGGACUGAGGAGCUGCAGGAUGGACGUGGAGGUCGAGACAACAGAAGCGGGGGCUUCGCGGAAGCGGAGAGUCCACGGGAUGCUUAAGAUGUACUACGGGAUGAACGAGGAGGGGAAGGCCGACCAGCCCGACUCCGCGGACCCCUGCGACAUCAACGGGCAGUACUUCGACCCGGACGUGUACCUCAAUAAGCUCCGGAGGGAGUGUUCUCUGGGGGAGCUCAUGGACCAGGAGGGCUGCAUGGUGAAGCAAAUCCGCUCGCUGGACAGCGACAUGCAGACGCUAGUCUACGAGAACUACAACAAGUUCAUCUCGGCCACAGACACCAUCAGGAAGAUGAAGAACGACUUCAAGAAGAUGGAGGACGAGAUGGACUGCCUGACCACCAACAUGGCCGCCAUCACAGAGUUCAGCGCCUCCAUCAGCGGGACUCUGCAGGACCAGCACGCCCAGAUCACCAAGCUCUCCGGGGUCCACUCCCUCCUGAGGAAGCUGCAGUUCCUGUUCGAGCUCCCGGCGCGGCUCAAUAAGUGUGUUGAGCUGCAGGCGUACGGCCAGGCGGUCAGCGCCCACGGGCGCGCCCGCUGCGUGCUGCAGCAGUACAGCCACCUGCCGUCCUUCAGGGGCAUCCAGGACGACUGCCUCCUCAUCAUGGACGGGCUGCGGCUGCAGCUCAGACAGAGGUUCAGGGACGGGGGCUCCAGUGCCAAGGACCUGUCGGAGUGCGUGGAGCUCCUGCUGCAGCUGGACGAGCCGGCGGAGGAGCUCUGCGACAAGUUCCUGAACCACGCCGGGGCGCGGCUUCACCUGGACCUCACCGGCCUGGAGGCCGAGAUCCCCCCGCCGCCGCCGCCGCCGUCGCCCCCCGCCCCCUCCCCCGUGGCCCCCUCCCCCGCCGCCGCCCAGACGGACAUCCUGGAGUUCAUGGACCGCGGCUGCAACGAGUUUGUGAGCAGCCUGUGCCUGGUGGUGACGUCCUACCAGGAGCUGUUCGUGAGCCACGCCCCCGCCGGCGCCCCCGGGGACGUGCCCCGCAUGGCCAGCGCCAAGCUGCAGGUGUUCGUGGACGAGCUGGCCGGCCGCUACUUCUCCAUCGUGGAGCGCCGCAUCCAGGGGGAGCGCGGGGUGGGGGACAACUCGCUGCUGGUGCGGGCGCUGGACCGCUUCCACCGCCGGCUGCAGGCCGUGUCCAAGCUGCUGCCCGGCUCCACCGUGCCGGCGCGCGGCACGCAGAUCGUGGUGCGGGCCGCCACGGAGCGCGUGCAGCGCUACCUGGAGGCGCUGAAGAGCUUCUACCUGGACACCCUGACGGACGUGCGGCAGGCGCUGGCGGCCCCGCGCCUCUCGGUGGCGGGGGGCCCCGGGGGGCUGACCCCCGGGGGGGGGCUGACCCCCGGGGGAGGCCUGCCCGACCUGCUGGCCUCGCUGUCGGCCUCCAUCCUCAACCAGAUCAAGGCGGUUCUGGCCUCGGUGCACCUGUUCACCGCCAAGGACAUCACCUUCUCCAACAAGCCCUACUUCAAGGGAGAGUUCUGCAGCCGGGGCGUGCGCGAGGACCUGGUGGUGAGCUUCAUCCAGUUCAUCUGCCAGUCCUCCCGGGGGUUCUGCGACAGCCCGGGGGACAAGGGCGGCGCCACCCCCCCCGCCCUGCUGCUGCUGCUGUCACGCCUCUGCCUGGACUACGAGACCUCCACCAUCUCCUACAUCCUCACCCUCACCGACGAGCAGUUCCUGGUCCAGCACCACAGCCCCGUCACCCCGGUCACUGUCCUCUGUGCCGAGGCCCGGGAGGCGGCUCAGAGGCUGCUCAACCACUACGUCAAGGUCCAGGGUUUGAUCAUCUCCCAGAUGCUGAGGAAGAGCGUGGAGACGCGUGAUUGGGUGAACACCAUCGAGCCGCGCAACGUGCGCGCGGUGAUGAAGCGGGUGGUGGAGGACACCACCUCCAUCGACGGGCAGGUGGGCCUGCUGUACGAGGAGGGGGUGAGGAAGGCCCACAGCAGCGACUCCAGCAAGAGGACCUUCUCCGUGUACAGCAGCUCGCGCCCGCAGCCGCGCUACGCCGCCAGCUACACCCCCAGCGCUCCGAUGGACACCAACCUGCUGAGCAACAUCCACAAGCUGUUCUCCGAGAGGAUCGACAUCUUUAGCUCCGUGGAGUUCAACAAGGUGUCUGUGAUGACGGGCAUCAUAAAGAUCAGUCUGAAGACGUUCCUGGAGUGCGUGCGGCUGCGGACCUUUGGCCGCUUCGGCCUGCAGCAGGUGCAGGUGGACUGCCACUACCUGCAGAUGUACCUGUGGCGCUUCGUGUCCGACGAGAACCUCGCCCACUUCCUGUUGGACGAGAUCGUGGGAAGCACCGCCCACCGCUGCCUGGACCCCGCCCCCAUGGAGCAGAGCGUCAUCGAGGUCAUCUGUGAGCGGGGGUGAAGGGGUCACAGGGGUGAGGGGAUGAGGAGGGAGUGAGGAGGGAGUGAGGGGGUGAGAGGGUGAGGGGUUGAGGAUUGAGUGGGGGGGUGAGGUAAAGACAAGAGGGAUGAGGCUAUGAGGGGUGAGAGGGUGAGAGGGUGCUGUUUGUCCACAUGAAUCACUGAAUCACUAAAUGAUUAACUUCUUACCUGCUAGAUAAAAAAAGGCAGACUCUGUGGACCCAUGACAGAUAUCACCAUGACUACGCUUUACUAAGGGGAACUGAUCUGACUGUUUGAAUCAACACUAUAUACAUUGAACGUAUGAUUAUCGUUUUUGACGUUGAUGUGACCCACAUGACUUUAUUAUCCUCUGGCGUGUCCUGAUGCUAGCGGGAAAGUUGAUUGUUCAAAGUACUUACUGAAGUGUAAAAUAAAAAUCUAAGAUAUGACAAACAUA